This is a messenger RNA of Gongylonema pulchrum, 477 nucleotides long. Lineage: Eukaryota; Metazoa; Nematoda; Chromadorea; Rhabditida; Gongylonematidae. The record is from the annotation of a GenBank genome assembly.
AUGGCUCGAACAGUCUUGGUAUUCUUGGAAUUUGCAAAAAUAAUUAGAAAAAUUAAUUUACAAGUUGGUGCUUACAAAUGGAAUCUGUAUGUAUUCCAGAAUGCUGCCAGCGAAGUGCUAGUGCAGGAUGACGAUUUCACGAAUUUUCUACAUAGCUUUAAUUGGACCGACGCCGAGCAAGGACGUCAAAAAGAGCUUUUAACAGUUAAUUGGGUUAUGGAACAUCAUGCAGGAUUUGGCUGGAUAACAAGAGUUUUGUACGGGACUGGAAGCAAAAAUUCAAGCGAUGAAAAUUGCUCUGAACAACAAAUUCCAUCUGAGAAAGCUGAAUUGAAGCAUGGUGAUAAUAACGAUGACAAUGAAAUUAAACAGCAUCACACUGGUCUCGAAAAGCCGAAAAAUGAAGGUUUGGUUCAGCAAGAAGUUGAAGAAGCUGGCCAAGAUUUAUUGAAACAGUGGAGAACAUUUAGCUUUUAA